AUGCGAGGCCUCUCCAAGCCCACCGUUAUUGAGGCAUCCCAAGUCGCUUCCACUGUUCCUCUUGAUCAUGUAUCUACUCCUGUUUAUUCUCCUGUUAUUAAUCACCCUGCACCCUCUGUUAUCUCUCUCGUCGCACCCUCGUCUGAUCCUUCAUCCUCACCCUUAGUUGGUCGGUGCCUCGAGCAAUCCUGUUCGAUUAAUGGUAUUUCGUUCGACGUUCUGUUUGAUACAGGUAGUCCUACGUCGCUUAUUAGUUCCGAGAUCGUUCAUGUUAAUAACUGGCCUACAUACCCUGUUGAACCCUUCGUUUGGUCUAGUAUUCUUCCUGGUCGUCGAUCGUCUACUUCUACCGCUACAUUUUGUGUUUUCGAAAUAACCGGUUCCAAGUUUUCUGCUGCUGCUUAUGUCUCGAAUGACUUGGUUAAUAAAGUUAUUGUUGGGUUCCCCGUUGUCUCUAAAUAUUGGGAGUUGUUAUCUCCAGCCUUACCCACUACAUCUAGUUCCAUUUACGCUGUUGAUUGGUUACAUGAAGGUUCUGUUUCUGAUUUAUACCCUAAUGAAAUUCAAGAAGUAUUUGUUGUCUCGUUAGCCGCCAAUACGUCAUCUGAUUCCUUUGCCCUACUUCCCGAUGAUUUACAAGAUGCUUUCUCCUCCACCGUCAGUGAUGAGUUAUCUCCUUCUGCUGCCUCUCGUACGUUUUCCCACGAUAUUGUUUUAAAAAAGGGGGAGAGUUUACCAAAAUUUCCUCCUUAUAGACUGACACCAUUGUUAACGCAGGAAUGUAAACAUAUCGUUGAUGACUUACUUGCAAAAGGUUUUAUUGUUAAUAGUGAUAAGCCAUAUUCAUCCCCAGUAUUAUUGGUAAAAAAGAAAAAUGGUUCUUAUUGA
Molecule: messenger RNA, 888 nt
Organism: Henningerozyma blattae CBS 6284
Lineage: Eukaryota; Fungi; Ascomycota; Saccharomycetes; Saccharomycetales; Saccharomycetaceae
Exons: 1
Coding region: 1-888 (295 amino acids)
Biological process (GO): proteolysis
Molecular function (GO): aspartic-type endopeptidase activity
Source: RefSeq, a predicted model, not a curated record